This is a messenger RNA of Camelus dromedarius (Arabian camel), 827 nucleotides long. Its product is annotated as serine protease 1. The transcript is spliced from 5 exons. Gene Ontology annotation, biological process: proteolysis. NCBI's taxonomy places the organism in Eukaryota, Metazoa, Chordata, Mammalia, Artiodactyla, Camelidae. The record is from RefSeq and is a predicted model, not a curated record. Gene Ontology annotation, molecular function: serine-type endopeptidase activity. The coding region runs from base 27 to 767 and encodes 246 amino acids.
CCCCAGCCCAGAUCCAGUGAGCAAACAUGAAGACCUUCAUCUUUCUUGCUCUCCUGGGAGCCGCUGUUGCUGUCCCCAUUGACGACGAUGACAAGAUCGUCGGGGGCUACACCUGUGCGGAGAAUUCCGUCCCCUACCAGGUGUCCCUGAACUCCGGCUACCACUUCUGCGGGGGCUCCCUCAUCAACAGCCAGUGGGUGGUGUCCGCUGCUCACUGCUACAAGUCCUCCAUACAGGUGCGUCUGGGAGAAUACAACAUCAACGUCGUGGAGGGCAAUGAGCAAUUCAUUAGUGCGUCCAAGAUCAUCAGACACCCCAGUUACAACUCAAAUACCCUGGACAACGACAUCAUGCUGAUUAAACUGAAGACUGCUGCCACUCUCAACUCUCGAGUAGCCAGUAUCUCUCUACCAACGUCUUGUGCAUCUGCUGGGACCAAGUGUCUCAUCUCUGGCUGGGGCAACACCAAAAGCAGUGGCUCCAGCACCCCUGACCUGCUGCAGUGUCUGAACGCUCCCAUCCUGUCGAACAGCGCCUGCAGCAGCGCCUACCCAGGCCAGAUCACCAGCAACAUGAUCUGCGUGGGCUUCCUGGAGGGUGGGAAGGACUCCUGCCAGGGUGACUCUGGCGGCCCUGUGGUCUGCAAUGGAAAGCUCCAGGGUAUUGUGUCCUGGGGCUACGGCUGCGCUGUGAAAGGCAAGCCUGGUGUCUACACCAAGGUCUGCAACUACGUGAGCUGGAUUCGGCAGACCAUCUCUUCCUACUAAACAGCUUCAUCUCUUCAUGACCCUCCCUGCUAGUCAGCUCCACCUUCCUCCCAUCCUCAA